AUGGCGGCUCGGCUCGCCGUCGUGUUCCUCGCCGUGUCCUCUGCCUUCUUGUCCGUCUCUGGCCAGAAGUUCAACGCCAUCUUCAGCUUCGGCGACUCCAUGUCCGACACCGGCAACCUGUGCGUGAACGGUCCCCCCGCCGGCCUGACGCUCACCCAGCCGCCCUACGGCGAGACCUUCUUCGGCCGCGCCACCUGCCGCUGCUCCGACGGCCGCCUCGUCGUCGACUUCCUGGCCGAGAAGUUCGGGCUGCCGCUGCUGAAGCCGUCGAAGCAGGGCGGCGCCGACUUCAAGCAGGGCGCCAACAUGGCGAUCAUCGGCGCGACCACCAUGGACUCGGGCUUCUUCCAGUCGCUGGGCAUCGCCGACAAGAUCUGGAACAACGGGCCACUCAACACCCAGAUCCAGUGGUUCCAGCAGCUGAUGCCGUCCAUCUGCGGCUCCACGCAGGCCUGCAAGUCGUACCUGUCCAAGUCCCUGUUCGUGCUGGGCGAGUUCGGCGGCAACGACUACAACGCGCAGAUCUUCGGCGGCUACACCCCGGAGCAAGCCAGCGGGCAGAGCGCCACCAUCGUGGACGCCAUCGGCAAGGGCGUGGAGCAGCUCAUCAGCCUAGGCGCCAUGUACGUGGUCGUCCCCGGCGUUCUCCCCGUGGGUUGCUUCCCGAUCUACCUCACGCUGUACCAGACCUCCAACGCCGGCGACUACGACCAGUACGGCUGCCUGAAGCGCUUCAACGCGCUGUCGGCGCAGCACAACUCGCUGCUGCAGAGCAAGGUGUCGAGCCUGCAGAGCAAGUACCCCGGCGCGCGGAUCAUGUACGCCGACUUCUACAGCCACGUCUACGACAUGGUCAAGAGCCCGGGAAGCUACGGCUUCAGCACCAACCUCAGGGCCUGCUGCGGCGCCGGCGGCGGCAAGUACAACUACCAGAACAGCGCGCGCUGCGGCAUGUCCGGCGCCUACGCCUGCUCCAACCCGUCGUCGUCGCUCAGCUGGGACGGCAUCCACCUCACGGAGGCGGCGUACAAGAAGAUCGCCGACGGAUGGGUCAGCGGGGCCUACUGCCACCCGGCCAUCUCGGCAUAG
Molecule: messenger RNA, 1089 nt
Organism: Miscanthus lutarioriparius
Lineage: Eukaryota; Viridiplantae; Streptophyta; Magnoliopsida; Poales; Poaceae
Source: the annotation of a GenBank genome assembly